Sesamum indicum (sesame) is the source of this 1287-nucleotide messenger RNA. Its product is annotated as protein SODIUM POTASSIUM ROOT DEFECTIVE 2. Lineage: Eukaryota; Viridiplantae; Streptophyta; Magnoliopsida; Lamiales; Pedaliaceae. The record is from RefSeq and is a predicted model, not a curated record. Gene Ontology annotation, molecular function: metal ion binding.
UCUCUCUCUCUCUCUCUCUCUCUCUCUCUCUCCUGCAUUGAUGCUGAACAACUCCAUUUCACAGCUCACACAAAGAAUCUUAGCCUCACUGCCCCCACAAAUUUGAUUCUCCAAACCAUUAUCACUUAUCAUUCCCACACUGCACUUUCUAAAGAUGAAAGGAAUCCAUAUAUUCUGUGCAUCACAAGCUGCAACUGCAAUAUGCCUCACUAUGGAUCAACCUUCUUCUUCUUCUUCCACUCUUCCCCUCGGCUCCAGCCCCAUCAUUGACCGCUACAAUCCCAUCAUCACAGACUCAACAAGAAUUGCCAGAUUAGUUCCUCCUUGCACUCUUAAUUCUCACCCCAAGCCUCACAAACUUCAUCACAAGAAGAAGAACAAAAGAAUCUCGUUAAAGGAAAAGCAUGAAGAUCAAGCCAACAACAGUGGUACUGCUAAUACCUCCUCUUUUGAUCAGAAGCUUAAGAACAGUAAUGGGAUCACCACAACUAGGAAGAGCUGGAGCUGCAACAAGCCUGGUGAUUUCAUCAGCCCUCCUGGUUCUACAAGGUAUUUGCUGAGGGAGAAGGUUUUAUUGAAUGCUUUUUCGGAUUCUGAUCCUGCUGGGAAGCUGUUUCUUGAGGAUACUUCCAAGUCUAAGGACGCCAUAACAGAGGAAAUAUGCAAUGUGAAACCGCCGGCUUCGUCGUCUCCUUCUCAUCCACACCAGGUGGUUGUUCUAAGAGUUUCAUUGCAUUGCAGAGGAUGUGAAAGGAAAAUGAGGAAACAUCUUUCCAGGAUGGAAGGAGUAACAUCCUUCAACAUAGAUUUCGCAGCGAAGAAGGUGACAGUGACCGGAAACGUUACGCCGUUAGGUGUUCUUUCCAGCAUAUCUAAGGUGAAAAAUGCGCAGUUAUGGUCUCCAGCAAUGUCAUCUCAAAUCCCACCAUCACUCAAGAAUGAGUACAGAGGAGCUGGCAUUUAAAGGGUGGUUUGUUUUUUGUGUGCCCGAAUGGCGUAUGGGAAUUAGCUGCUGUAGAAUAAUUUACUCUAAUUCGACUCAGUUUUUUCUUGUGUUGGUGAUGGAAAAAACAAUUGCAACCUUUGAUUUCCGAGUAUUUCAUCCUGAUUUGGUUUCAACUUGGAAGCUGAUGAAUUUUGGUUGAGUCUUUGUAGUUAUAAGAUUUUGUAUUGCCCUUAUUUUGAGUUGAGGCACCACUCUUAUUCUCUUCUUUAGUAAGUAGGGGCAGGUGGAGUAAAAGUCCGAUCAUGCUCAUAGCUGGUAAAAACAAUUUCUUUUUUCAUGGA